UAAAAUGUGAAAAAACAGAGAAAAGUAUGCAAAUGCUUUCUCGCAUUUCAGCUUCAUCCACCGCCCUCUUCCACCUCCGUUCUUCUCUUCUCCGACCCAGAUUCUAUUUUUCCCCAAACAACCCCUUUUCGUUCCCAAUUCAACCCCAUCUCCGCCGUCCAUUGUUUUCUUCAUCCAUGGACUCAGCUACUGCUGCCACCGUUGAUUCAGUUGCUGACAAUUUCAAGAACCAAAGUUUAGAAAAUAAUGAUAGCAGUAAUGACAAACGUUUGUUGAAACUUGAAGAGCUUAAUUGGGAUCAUUCUUUUGUUCGUGAACUUCCUUCUGAUUCAAGAACCGAUACCAUCCCAAGAGAGGUAUUGCAUGCUUGCUAUACAAAAGUGUUGCCUUCUGUAGAGGUGGAGAAUCCCCAGCUCGUUGUGUGGUCAGAAUCAGUAGCAGAGCUACUUGAGUUGGAUCCUAAAGAAUUUGAGAGGCCUGAUUUUCCACUUCUGCUCUCAGGGGCAUCACCUUUAGUGGGAGCUGUGCCUUAUGCCCAGAACUAUGGAGGACAUCAGUUUGGGACGUGGGCUGGUCAGCUAGGUGAUGGUCGAGCAAUAACACUUGGAGAGGUUUUGAAUUCAAAAUCCGAAAGGUGGGAACUGCAGCUAAAGGGUGCUGGGAAGACCCCAUAUAGUCGUUUUGCUGAUGGUCUUGCAGUGCUUCGGAGCAGUAUUCGGGAAUUCCUCUGCAGUGAAGCAAUGCACAGUCUUGGAAUCCCAACUACAAGAGCACUCUGUCUUGUAACAACAGGAAAAGAUGUCACUAGGGACAUGUUUUAUGAUGGGAACCCGAAGGAUGAGCCUGGUGCAAUUGUCUGUAGAGUUGCUCAAUCCUUUUUGCGUUUUGGCUCUUACCAACUACAUGCCUCUAGGGGUAAAAAGGAUCUUGAGAUUGUGCGUACUUUAGCAGACUACGCCAUUAGACAUCACUUCCCUCAUCUAGAGAACAUGAGCAAGAGUGAAAGCAUAUCAUUCAGCACAGGCGAAGAAGAUGAUUCGGCUGUGGAUUUAACUUCAAACAAAUAUGCAGCAUGGGCUGUGGAAGUUGCUGAGCGGACUGCUUCUAUGAUUGCAAGGUGGCAAGGUGUUGGAUUCACACACGGAGUGAUGAAUACUGAUAACAUGAGUGUGUUAGGCCUCACCAUUGAUUAUGGCCCUUUUGGAUUCUUAGAUGCUUUUGAUCUGAGUUUCACACCAAAUACCACUGAUCUACCUGGCAGAAGAUACUGUUUCGCAAAUCAGCCGGAUAUAGGUUUAUGGAAUGUUGCUCAGUUUGCUAAAACUCUAUCUACUGCUCAGUUGCUAAAUGAUAAGGAGUCAAAUUAUGCCAUGGAGAGGUACGGCAUCAAAUUUAUGGACGACUAUCAAGCAAUCAUGACGAAAAAGCUUGGUUUGGCUAAGUACAAUAAACAAAUGAUUGGUGAUCUACUUAAGAAUAUGGCUGUUGAUAAAGUUGAUUACACCAACUUCUUCCGAUUGCUAUCAAACGUCAAGGCCGAUCUUACAAUUCCAGCAGACCAGUUACUGAUUCCUCUGAAAGCUGCUCUUUUGGAUAUUGGUAUGGAACGCAAAGAAGCUUGGACAGGCUGGGUGAAAUCCUACAUACAGGAGCUGUCUACUAGCGGUGUAUCAGACGAGGAGAGAAAAGCCUCCAUGAAUUCUGUAAAUCCAAAGUAUGUCCUUAGAAACUACCUAUGCCAAAGCGCAAUUGAUGCAGCUGAACAAGGCGACUUUAGGGAGGUCCGACGACUACUGAAAGUUAUGCAACGUCCGUUCGAUGAACAACCUGGCAUGGAGAAGUACGCGCGCCUACCUCCAGCCUGGGCUUAUCGUCCAGGCGUAGGCAUGCUUUCUUGUUCCUCAUGAGUUGAUCUAUCUGCGAUGUAAUACAAGAUAUUGACUUGUAUAUGUAAUAGAAAUUUUUAGUCUACGUUCUUGUAGUAAUAUGUAAAAGGUGUAGCUCUUUGUUCUUUAUUAUCCUAGCCUAUUUGGCCUUGUUUCUGGCCUUCUGGGUUAUAAAGAGUCUGCAGCAUUUCCACUCUUAUUUUUGUGCUGGAAAAUGCGUUUUCUUUCUGUCUCAUGUUACGGAAAUGAAACUAGUAAAGUAAAAUGCCGGAACUCUUGCUUUCA
Nicotiana tabacum (common tobacco) is the source of this 2171-nucleotide messenger RNA. RefSeq lists its product as uncharacterized. Lineage: Eukaryota; Viridiplantae; Streptophyta; Magnoliopsida; Solanales; Solanaceae. Gene Ontology annotation, cellular component: chloroplast thylakoid. The record is from RefSeq and is a predicted model, not a curated record. Gene Ontology annotation, molecular function: AMPylase activity. Gene Ontology annotation, biological process: protein adenylylation.